Messenger RNA from Homalodisca vitripennis (glassy-winged sharpshooter), 1057 nucleotides. RefSeq names its product ES1 protein homolog, mitochondrial-like. The coding region runs from base 186 to 860 and encodes 224 amino acids. The record is from RefSeq and is a predicted model, not a curated record. Lineage: Eukaryota; Metazoa; Arthropoda; Insecta; Hemiptera; Cicadellidae. The transcript has 6 exons.
CUAGAACGCAGCUUCAGACUUCAGUGGUAACGGUAACUGAUUUCAUUGUUGCCUUGCCUUUAAUUCGGUCAAUGUUGACGUCUGGUGUCAAAAGAAAGUAGAUAAUCAAGAAAUUGUAGUUUGUUUUGUCCAUUUUAUAUUCCUAUUACAACUUUUUAUAUGAAUUACUAGAAAGAGAAUAGAAAAUGUUGAAAUCAGUAAAAGUCAUCCUGUGCUCUUCUGCAGUAAAAUAUCAAUUUGCUGUUUCAUGUUAUUCAUCCAAAGCAUGUCCUUCUAUAGCUGUGGUUCUCUCUGGAUGCGGGGUCAACGAUGGGACUGAGGUUCAUGAGGCCAGUGCUGUUCUAUCCCAUAUCACCAGGAAUAGAGCCGUGCCUCACAUGUUUGCUCCAGACAUUCCUCAGGCAGAUAUCAUCAAUCAUCUUGAAUGCAAACCCGACACAACUCACUGCCGCAACGUAUUGGUGGAAUCUGCCAGGAUCGCUCGAGGUCAGAUUCUCCCUCUGUCCGAGUUGGUCAGGAACCCGGAGCAAUAUGAUGCGGUAGUCUUCCCUGGAGGUUUUGGGGCUGCCAAGAACUUAUGCGACUUUGCAGUGAAGGGAGCGGAAUGUUCUGUGUUACCAGACGUGAAGGAAGUGAUCCAACAGUUCCAUGGCUGCAAGAAGCCCAUCGGACUCACGUGUAUAGCUCCAAUAUUGGCUGCCCGAAUCUUGUGUGGUGUGAACAUCACACUGGGACAAAACUCCUGUGAUGAAGAGAAGUGGCCGUACAGAGAUGCUAUCAAAGCAGCUGAGCAGAUGGGAGCUAUCGUGGAGAAUAAAGUGAGUGGACAAGCUGCGUUGUUCCUAAUUAAUUAUAAGUAAAGCUGUACAUUUAAAUCAAAAGAUUUGCUAUGUAGUCACUUAAACAUUUCAAAAAAACUGGAAAAUUAUUAAAAAUGUAACUGCAUGUAUUGGAAAACAGAUAAACUUUUUAAUUUUUUUGAGGUUUAGAUAAGAACUUCUUAUAAAAGUUCACCUGUUAUUCUUUACUCAUUAAAAAUUUGAAAUUUAUCAAUUCA